Molecule: messenger RNA, 2719 nt
Organism: Geodia barretti
Lineage: Eukaryota; Metazoa; Porifera; Demospongiae; Tetractinellida; Geodiidae
Source: the annotation of a GenBank genome assembly
CACCCACGAGCACACUCGAUCAGCUAGCGGCACUCACACCGACCAGUCCCUCCUGGAGCUGCAGAGCCUCGAGUGACAAUGAGCGAGAGUGAGGAAGAAGCGGUCGCUAGCAGGGAAGAGGAAACUGAGGCAGACGAGGCAUCCGGUCCUGAUGAGGGCGAAGAAGACAAGUGCGAGGAGAGCGGAAUGGCCGACGGGAGUGAGUGGGAUCCGCAGGUCCGCCGGGAGCAGCGCCACACCAUGCGGCAGAUCAUCCGCGACGUCCAAGAAUCCCGGGAGGACAUGACUGUUCCCGACGACCUCGUUAAAAACGUCAAGAGGAUGAACAGUGUGUUUAGAGACGUUGUUUCCACUCGCGAGGCAGCAAUCGAUGCUGAGGGUUUUCAACUCCUCUCAGCCAUCGGUAAAGAACAGGCUGAAUCUAGUGCCGGUGAACUCGUAUUUGACCCCAUUGUUUUUGCAGAGAAACUGGUGACGUUUAUGGGUGGUCGCCGAGGAGAUGGGAGCCGUAACCUCGAGGGUCUGGACUGGGCCAAACUGGGAGAGAAGGCAUCUGCGUGCUUCACAGCCCCACCUUCCCUCAAUUUCCUCCAUGGUGCACUGGAUGUGGAUCCAAUAAAAACAAAGCAGCGACAGAGGUUAGGGAGGAAGAAGGAGAGCUCUGAGACGACCGCCAGCAAACCGAGGGAGCUGACACAAUUUGAGAAUGAGGAGGAGUCCACUACAAAGGACGUGGCUCACCUUUUCUACCAUCUGAAGAGGCUAUGUGGUGACGGACGUCGUCGUGUGCAUUAUUUCACCUGUUUGGUUGACCCGGAGUCGUUUUCUCAUUCAGUGGAGAACAUGUUUCAUUUCGCCUUCCUCAUUAAGGACGGGCGAGCUGGAAUAGAGAUUGAUGAGAAGGAAGAUCAACCAUACAUUUAUCUUCCUGAAGGAGGCAAGUCCCAGAGGAAGGACAAAGGUCAGAUGAUCAUGAGCCUCGACAUGGCACAGUGGAGGUGUGCGCUAUCCCUCACGCCAGUGACACCAGAGCAAUUGGCUCUCUCCCACGACAACCCCUCCUCAUCGCGACACCUCUUGCUAGACAUUCGGCCCAGUGGACAGUUCUGCAGCGGCCACAUUCAGGGAGCUGAGAACCUGAACUUCUCCAACAUCCUCCUCCGAAGGCUCCUCAAGGGUGUAGUGAAGCUGGAGACGAUGCUGACGUCCCCAGAGCUAGUGGAGCGGGUGUGCUGCCGGCGAUACACCACUCAACUGGUGCUGUGCGACGCCGGGUCCUCGGCCGCUCACUGCCGCCCCGAGCUACUGAAACACGCUGAGGUGUUAGUCAACUGUCUGAGAGAAAGAGACGCCACGGAGGGCCUGCAACGGGGCUACUCCGUGCAGUACGUCGACGGAGGCUAUCCAGCAUUUACCAAGCAGUUCCCUGGACUGUGUCGGCAGAGCUCCUCCACGCCCUCCUCCCAUGUCCAGAUAUCAGUCAGUGCCAGUCUCCCAGUCUCCCUCACCUCCUCAUCCCAGAGGAAGCUGAAACUCCAGUCAGCACCAGCUGACGACUCAGACCGCUAUGGUCCUCCAGUGCAGAUCCUGCCUCACCUAAUCCUGGGCUGUGCCAAGGACUCCAGCAAUCUGUCGGUCCUCCGGCAGCUGGGAGUGACCGCCGUCCUCAACGUCUCUCACAACUGCCCCAGUCUAUUCCAGUCCCAGCUUCAGUACAUGGAGAUCAGAGUCCCCGACACGUACCAGGCAGACCUCCUGGCACGACUUGACGAAGCCUUCCUGUUCAUUGAUGGUGUGAAAGCAAGCGGUGGGCGAGUGUUGGUCCACUGUCAUGCUGGAGUCUCUCGUUCGGCCACUGUGUGCAUGGCAUACGUCAUGAAGACCCUCAAUUAUGACUUGCGUUCGGCCUACGACUUUGUCAAGAGCAAACGCUCAUGUGUGUCCCCCAACCUUCACUUCAUGGGCCAGCUGCUCGAGUUUGAGAAGAGACUAGGAAUGCGUUCCUUGUCGCAGGCCAAUUGUGACCCCUGCGGUCUGUCGUGUGUGGAGGAGGAGGAGCGAGAGCGGCCGUGCUCCCUGCCCCCCUCCUGGGUCAGCAAGGAGAAGAGACGGGCAGUCAGCACGCCUGCCUCGCUGGAGAUUUCUCCAUAUACCAUCCCCUCCCGCAAACCUCUCCUCAGCCCCUGCUGGGCCACACCCACUAAUUGCUCAAGUCUACCCUCCACUCCUCUCCCACGCUAUGCUGCACCUCCCCAGAAUCACAACUCUCCCGCUCUGCACACGCGGCACAUCGCACACUCCUGCAGUCUCCAGUCUCUGGCUCUCACUCCUAUCACCACUGCCGCUGCUCAGAACUCUCCCCGCCCCGUCCCGGAAAGCCUGUAGUCACUUAUACCACUAGGAUGCAUAGUUUGUGUGAACAUUAUGUCUGUAACUGUAACCGUCUUUGUGUGCCAACUUCAUCUGACAAUCACUGUAAUAGUGCGCGCGCGGAUUCGACCCCUAGCCACUCUCCGUCAGGAGCGGUCACGAAAAACCGGCAACCUAAAAGCCUCCCCAGGCUGUCCAGCCCAAUAGAGAUAAAGACGGGGCAGUAAUGGCGUCUGAUGACUACCCUCCAUUUCAGCUGGGGAGGUCGAGAUUCGACCAGUCCACUUUCUCCGGUCGACUGAGGCACUUUCUGGACGUGGUGGACCCCCGAACUCUCCUCACUCGCGAG